AUGAGCUACGACAAAGUCCCACCGGAAUCGUAUCCUCCUCCAGGAUACCAAUCUCACUAUCCUCCUCCGGGUUAUCCAUCGGCGCCGCCUCCGCCGGGAUAUCCUCCGCCGCGUCACGAAGGAUAUCCUCCACCUCAGCCCCACGGAUAUCAACCGUAUCCACCACCGUCAUCACGUCCAUACGAAGGCGGUUAUCAAGGUUACUUUCAGGGACCGCCGCCUCCUCCUCCGCCGCAACACUACAAUCACUACCAGCAAGAUCAUCACCAUUACCAAGAUUCUGACUCUGGUUGCUUCUCUUUCAUCCGUGGCUGUCUUGCUGCUUUCUGCUGUUGCUGUUUGUUGGAGGAAUGUUGCUUCUGA
Molecule: messenger RNA, 363 nt
Organism: Microthlaspi erraticum
Lineage: Eukaryota; Viridiplantae; Streptophyta; Magnoliopsida; Brassicales; Brassicaceae
Source: the annotation of a GenBank genome assembly